AUGGCCAACGACGACGGCAGACCGCUGCCCCAGCCGCGGGGCCCGCCCCCGGGGGCCACGGCACCCCCCGAGCACGUCGACAAGCCCCAGGUCUACGAGAUCUUCCACGGCUCCAAGCCCGAGGACCGGGACGGGUCUCUCGCGAGCGCCCCGACGAGCCCCGAGGCCCCGAACAACAAGCGGCCGACGAUAGCGGACGGCCUCAAGACGAUCAAGUCAGACGACUGGCUGAAGGUCCAUCAGAUCCCCUGUGCGCGCCAGGGCUUUCUCACUGGCAUUGGGGCCGGCGCCCUGAUCGGUGCCGGUCGCUAUCUGUUUGGAGCCCGCGUGCCAAAGGCAGCCAAUUGGGCUGCUGGUGGAUUCCUGCUCGGCAGCAUUAUUCAAUGGGAAUUCUGCCAAUACUCAAGGACGCAGGAGCGGGUGGCCAUGGCGAGGGCCGUGGAAAUCAUCGACCGUAAACAAGCCGAGAAGAAGGCAAAGGCCGAGGAAGCCGCCCGGCGGAGGGCAGAGGCGAAUGAGAAAGCCAAAGAAGCCGCCCAGAAGAGUUGGUACAAGUUCUGGUAG
Molecule: messenger RNA, 564 nt
Organism: Neoarthrinium moseri
Lineage: Eukaryota; Fungi; Ascomycota; Sordariomycetes; Amphisphaeriales; Apiosporaceae
Exons: 2
Coding region: 1-564 (187 amino acids)
Biological process (GO): mitochondrial respiratory chain complex IV assembly
Cellular component (GO): mitochondrial inner membrane; mitochondrion
Source: RefSeq, a predicted model, not a curated record